This is a messenger RNA of Malaclemys terrapin pileata, 4103 nucleotides long. Its product is annotated as alpha-2-macroglobulin-like protein 1. The coding region runs from base 91 to 3561 and encodes 1156 amino acids. Lineage: Eukaryota; Metazoa; Chordata; Testudines; Emydidae. The transcript is spliced from 27 exons. The record is from RefSeq and is a predicted model, not a curated record. Gene Ontology annotation, molecular function: endopeptidase inhibitor activity. Gene Ontology annotation, cellular component: extracellular region.
GCAUUCAGAUCUCCGGUGCAUGGGGCAUACGCAGACCAGAAGUGGAGCACAUAUAGACACCACAUCUCGAAGAACGCUAGUUACUAACAGAUGCUCCUGAAGGCGGCAGAUGGCUCUGCACUGAAGAAUGAGAAGCUGCAGCUCUUUGUUAGUUAUGGGGAUAAGAAUAAGAACCAGACCUUCCUGACGGACGAGUCUGGCAGAGCCUCCUUCGAGCUGGACACCUCCGGCUGGACCGGGUGGGUCACUCUGAGGGGGCGCUUCAAGCAGGUGGAUCACAGCUCUGUGUAUGGAAGAGUCUCUCCCAGUUACCGGGAUGCCUAUAGUGACCUGAAGCCCUUCUACUCCAAGAGCCAGAGUUUCCUGAAGAUCCGCUCGCUGGGAGGGGUGCUGCCCUGCGACCAGGCCCAGCAGCUCCAGGUGGAUUACGUCAUUGCUAGGGAGGCCCUGGGGAAUGGGUCCAGGAGCCUGGAUUUCAUCUUCCUGGUCGUGGCCAAGGGAGCCAUCGCCAGGAUCCUCCACAAGGGGCUGGACCUCAGGGAGGGGGCUGGGCUGACGGGCUCCUUCUCCGUGGAGCUGCCCGUCGGCGCUGACCUGGCGCCCGCUGCCAUGGUGCUGGGUUACACGGUGCUGCCCGAUGGCGAGAUGGCUGCCGACCGCGCCCGGCUGCACAUGGCCAAGUGCUUCCCGAACAAGGUGAAGCUGGCCUUCUCGCAGGACCAGGCCCUGCCGGGCUCAGAGCUCCAGCUGCGGGUGCAGGCUGCCCCCGGGUCCCUGUGCGCCGUCCGCGCCGUGGAUCAGAGCGUGCUGCUCAUGAAGCCCGAGGCCGAGCUCAGCAUCCACACGGUCUAUAACCUGCUCCCCGAUUUUCCCCAAGGAGGCUAUCCUGACGCAGUGCAAGAGCCUGAGUCAUGUGAUGAUCCUACCCGGCCUCAAACUCCAGUUCAUCACUGCCGCGCCUUAGGUGACCAGUGGAGGUGUCGCAGAUGGACUAUCAGCUGGACUCCCCCUCGGCAUGACGCUUACAGCCUGUUUAAGGAUGCGGCUUUGAAAAUUCUCACCAAUACCAACACCAAGAAGCCCUGUGAACCUGAACGCUUUAUAACACGUCGUGCUGUCCUAACCUCGGCUGUCGGGCGGGGCCCCGCAUUGUCCUCACUAGUCAUGGCCCCUAAGAACGUGGAGGCAGGUGUGGAUAUUGCAGCAGGGACCCCAGUGAGCAAUGCCCGGCCCGUGCCGGAACCCAGCACCCAGGAGGAGCCAGCGCCACGUGCGUAUUUCCCAGAGACGUGGCUGUGGGACCUGGUGCCUGUGGGCGAGGGGGGCUCCAAGGACAUCCCAGUCUCAGUGCCCGACACCAUCACAGAGUGGAAAGCUGGGAUGUUCUGCACGGCGGAAGUGGGCUUUGGCCUCUCGCCCAUGGCCACCUUCACAGCCUUCAAACCCUUCUUUGUGGAGCUGGCCUUGCCGUACUCUGUGAUCCAGGGAGAGGCCUUCGCCCUAAAGGCCACCGUCUUCAACUACCUGCGGCAGUGCAUCAAGGUGCGAGUGACGCUGGCCGAGUCUGUGCAGUUCCAGGUGCAGGCAGGCGAGGACGGCGCCUACACCAGCUGCCUCUGUGCAGACGAAGAGAAAACCUUCCAGUGGGAGGUGACGGCGAGCAGCCUGGGGGAGGUGAACGUCACCGUCAGCACCGAGGCUCUGCGCACCGAGGAGCUGUGCGGCACAGAGGUGGCCGUGAUGCUGGCCCAGGGCCGAGUGGACACCGUGAUAAAGCCCCUGCUGGUCCAGCCGGGGGGGAUCCUGGAGGAGAAGGCGCACAGCUCCCUGCUCUGCCAGGAAGCCUCCGAAGAAAUCUCCUUACAGCUGCCUGCGAACGUCCUGGCGGGGUCCGAGCGGGCCUAUGUGACUGUCCAUGACAUAAUGGCCACGGCUCUGCAGAACAUAGACCGCCUGCUGGACAUGUCCGAUGAUGAUGGAGAGGAGAACAUGGUCUGGUUCGCUCCCAACAUCUACACUCAACAGUACCUGGAGAAGACAGGGCAGCUGAGCCCGGAGAUCAGAGACAAGGCCCAGGGAUUCCUCCGGAGAGGCUACCAGCGCGAGCUGCUCUACAAACACAACGAUGGCUCUUACAGCGCCUUUAGGAAGAGCAACGCCACGGGCAACACCUGGCUGACGGCCUUCGUUCUCAAGUCCUUUGGCCAGGCCAGAUCCUACAUCUCCAUAGACGAGAAGCACCUAGAGGACGCCCUAAGGUGGCUACAGCGCCACCAGCGGAAGACCGGCUGCUUCCGCAGUGUGGGGAAGCUGUUGAACAAGGCCCUGCAGGGCGGCGUGGUGGACGAGCUCUCUCUCUCGGCUUACAUCACGGUGGUGCUGCUGGAGCUGGGGCAGCCGCUCACGGACCCCAUGGUGACCAGGGCCCUCCAGUGCCUCCGGAAGUCGAGCACCAGUGACCUCUACACGCAGGCGUUGCUGGCCUACGCCUUCGGGCUGGCGGGGAGCACUGAGCUGCGGGGCGCCCUUCUGCAGCGCCUGGCCCAGCACAGCGUCAGCGCCGGGGGACAGCUGCACUGGCAGAGGAAGGUGAAGGCCCUGCCCAGCCCCUAUUGGAACCAGGCCCCGUCGGCGGAGGUGGAGAUGACGGCUUACGUGCUCCUGGCCUAUCUCUCCCUGCCCAAUGUGUCUGCUGCCGACGUGGCAACCGCCGCCCAGAUUGUCCGCUGGCUCAGCAAGCAGCAGAAACCCUUUGGGGGCUUUGCCUCCAUGCAGGACACGGUGGUGGCCCUGCAGGCCCUGGCCAAAUACGCAGCCCUGACAUACAGCGCGAGCAGGGCUGUGUCGGUGACGGUGAGCUCCCAGGCUGGGGCCCGGCAGCAAUUCCACGUGGAGAAUGCCAACCGGCUGGUGCUGCAGCGAGCAGCCCUGCAGGAGAUCCCCGGGCAGUACACGGUGCGGGCCAGUGGCAAGGACUGUGUCUUUGUGCAGCUGACUCUGCGCUACAACGUGCCGCCCCCAAAGAGUGUCGUGACCUUUGACCUGCGGGUGGAGACGGAGCCGAAGGAGUGCACCGAGAGCGCCAGAUCCCGCUUCAGCCUCGUGCUGCACGCCCGGUACAGCGGGGAGCGCCCAGCCUCCAAUAUGGCCAUCAUCGAGGCCAAGCUGCCGUCCGGCUACACCCCUGUCAAGAGCUCCCUGCGGCAGCUGGAGAAGCAGCCUUUGGUGAAGAGGCUGGAGGUGCAGAACGACCAGGUGACGCUCUAUCUGGACCAGCUGACGAAGGAGGCGGCGAGUUUCACCUUCUCCCUGGAGCAGGAUUUCCCUAUGAAGAAUCUCAGAGCAGCCCCAGUGAGACUGUAUGAUUACUAUGAGACGGAUGAACACACAGAGGCUGAGUACAGCGCCCCCUGCAGCUCAGGACUGCCUCAAGAGGAGAAUUUGACCAAUCAGAGCGAGAUCCGGGGCGGGGUGACCCAUCCGGAAGUGAGCCGUAUGACCCCACUAAGAACUCCUCCCAAAGCCCUCUGCCAAUCAAAGUGCAGCACCAUUACCCCAUAAGUCCCAGCGCCGGACAGAGGAGGCCAUCUCUUACCAAGAACACGUGUUUUAGAAAUCGUGGAAAGGCUGCUGAGUGGAAACAUGGACUCCUUCACUACCCCCGUGAGAACUUUGGACUUUGUUUUAGCCCCGAGGCCUCUCUUUGUCCACCCCCUUACAGGUGGAAUGCGAUCACGGCUUGGGGGAGUCACCGGUGGACAAAGUGAAUGGAAAAGACGUCGCACAGCUAAAUGAAUUAUUAAGAAGCGCCGGUCGAGGAGGAGGUAUAAUGGGUUAGGAACUGGGGGUUGUGUAAAUCGAAAAACAAGCAGUGGGGUGCUUACACUAUUUCUUUUCUGAAAGUUUUAAUGAAGCAUCUUGGUUUGUUUUCAAGGAGCUGUAUGACUUUUAAAUAAAAAAUAAAUUGUUUGUGAGCACCUAGCUCUUGUGGGGUUUUUGUAUAAAAGUGACCCAUUUACAGCAAAAAGCUGAAAUGUAUGUUGUGGGAGAAGGAAAAAAUCCUAAAAAAAUGUGCUUACAAUAAAACAAACAGGGCUUGUUCA